Molecule: messenger RNA, 597 nt
Organism: Durotheca rogersii
Lineage: Eukaryota; Fungi; Ascomycota; Sordariomycetes; Xylariales; Xylariaceae
Exons: 2
Coding region: 1-597 (198 amino acids)
Source: RefSeq, a predicted model, not a curated record
AUGAAGUCGGCAGUAUUCUUCCUCUCCUGGAUAGCAGGCGCCCUGGGCGCCGCCGCCGUAGCAGACAGCCUGCGGGUGCCCGAGAGCGCCGCCAUCGCAGUUACCACCGCCGCCCCGACCCUAGAAAUCGACCGCGCCGGCCUCAAGGCGCUGCCGCAGCAGCCCGUCGGCCUGGACGCGAAGAGCAUCGCGGGGCGGCGCCGCGCGCUGCGGCAGCUCCGGGGGCUGGAGAGCCCGCCGAGCGUGAGCGACUUUUACGAGUGUCGAUCCUCGACUCCAGCGCCCACGGCGGCCGACUGCGGCCGCGUCGUCGACGAGGUGUACGGGCUGGGGGGGCAGGCGCUCAUCGUGGCGCCGAAGGCGUGCCUCGUGUUCCAGUACGGGACGUGCUGGGGCUUCUUCUGCGCGCUGUGCGACGGCCGCCCGCUCAACACCGACACCGACUUCGUCGCCGCCCAGCUCGGCGUCGCCCAGGCCCUCUGCGUCGCCGGCACCAGCAACCAGGUCGGCACCGUCGUCGGCGACGGCGCCCCCCAGUGGCAGGCCGGCUUCGUCUACCGCGGCAGCGGCCUCCCCGACUACUACGACGUCUGCUAA